AUGUCAAGCAAGGUUCUAUCGAUCCAAUCCCACGUCGUUGCUGGCUACGUAGGCAACCGUGCGGCCACUUUCCCGCUGCAGCUCCUGGGCCUCGAAGUCGACGUUAUCAACACUGUGCAGUUCAGCAACCACACGGGCUACAACACGUUCCACGGCGACCGCUUCCCGGCCUCGCACAUCCUUGACCUGUUUGCGGGCAUCAAGGAGAACGGGCUCGACACGUACACGCACCUGCUGACUGGCUACAUGGGCAACAGCGAGAACAUCCGUGCGGUCGAGUCCAUUGCAAACGAGCUGCUGGCAAAGAACCCCGACCUGUUCUUUGUGCUUGACCCAGUCAUGGGCGACGAGGGCGCCCUGUAUGUGCCCAAGGAGCUCAUUGCGCUGUACCGCGACGUGCUGUGCCCAAUGGCUAAGCUGGUGACGCCGAACCAGUUUGAAGCAGAGCUCUUGACGGGCGUCACGAUUAGCACGCUGGAAGACGCCAAGAAGGCCUGUGACGUGCUGCACUCGUACGGAAUCCCCAACGUCGUUAUCACGUCGUCGGUGCUCGAGGACGCGGAGAAGCCGGUCGGCAAGCGGCUGCACCUGGUAGGGUCGGAGAUUGACGAAAAGACAGGUGCUAAAAAUACAUUCCGCAUCUCGUUCCCGCGCCUUGACGGGUAUUUCACAGGCUCUGGCGAUUUCUUCGCCGCACUGACCACGGCCCGUCUAGCCAAGCUGCGCAGCGACGGCGCCGAGACACCGCUGGAGCAUGCCUGCGAGCUGGCUACGUCGACACAGGAAUCGACGGGCGUACCAGUGGGCGAGAACCUGGCGCGUGGCACGCGUCCGUCGGACAUGGUGCGUGGAUUCGAGAUGCGCAUCAUCCCAUCGCAGCACCUGAUUCUGAACCCGACCCUGCAAUUCAAGGCCGACAAGAUCUGA
Molecule: messenger RNA, 927 nt
Organism: Linderina pennispora
Lineage: Eukaryota; Fungi; Kickxellomycota; Kickxellomycetes; Kickxellales; Kickxellaceae
Product: Ribokinase-like protein
Exons: 2
Coding region: 1-927 (308 amino acids)
Biological process (GO): pyridoxal 5'-phosphate salvage
Cellular component (GO): cytosol
Molecular function (GO): pyridoxal kinase activity
Source: RefSeq, a predicted model, not a curated record